AUGAGGCACACACCAAAUAGUCUAGAAUGGGGUACGAAGGGCAUCGACUUCGUGAGAUUGUACAAAUUUAUCGUGCCAAAGGGCAAACAGCCAUACUUCCAGCUCCUGGAUGAGUGGACUCCAACAUAUGAGACUCCGCUUAAAGUAUAUCUGGAUGAGGCAAAGAUUCAUAACAAGAACCACUUCCCUUGCCAAUACCCCGGGUGUAGUGGAAAGCAGACACUUUUCAGCCGGCCAGCUGACCUUGAACGCCAUUAUAAGAACGUACACUCCAAUGUAAAGGAUUCAUUCCCUUGCGACUAUCGUAAGUGUCUUCGAUCCCAAGACCCCUUUACGCGGAAAGACCACUAUAGAGAUCACCUUCGAGACUAUCAUAAGGAGGAUAUUGGUUGCGCUAAAGGUGAGAAGUCAUCAAGGAACAAGGACAAACAGAAGUGGCAGAGAGCACAGAAGAUCUGGCUUGCCGAGCGUUAUAUCAGCCACAAGCAUUGGCGCUGCAAUCGCUGUCUCGUCAAGAACUAUGUCACCCAAGGAUGGGAAUGCUCAUCAUGCAAAAAUCCGUGCGAAGAAGACCGCAUCAGGGCUCGCAAGCAAGUCAUGGGAGAUCCAGCCGAGACGACUAUGGAAGAUCCUGCAGAGACAUCUACUGAGGAUGGAUAUGCAGCUGCCGCCCCUAGCUGUGGGGCGUGUAAUGGCGGCACAUGGAUAGAAAACGAACACGGUGGUUACGCGUCAUGCCCUGUCUGCCAGUUUACUACUGCUGAGUCGUUUCCACUUGAAAACAAUGUGGCAUACUAUUAG
This is a messenger RNA of Hyaloscypha bicolor E, 801 nucleotides long. RefSeq lists its product as uncharacterized. Lineage: Eukaryota; Fungi; Ascomycota; Leotiomycetes; Helotiales; Hyaloscyphaceae. The transcript is spliced from 2 exons. Bases 1 to 801 code for a protein of 266 amino acids. The record is from RefSeq and is a predicted model, not a curated record.